Molecule: messenger RNA, 801 nt
Organism: Entamoeba invadens IP1
Lineage: Eukaryota; Evosea; Mastigamoebida; Endamoebidae
Exons: 1
Coding region: 1-801 (266 amino acids)
Source: RefSeq, a predicted model, not a curated record
AUGAACAGUGAGAUAAAUCAAACAAGCUUCUUCUCUCCGUCCUCAAUGAGGUGUGAAGAUGACAAGGCUUUGUUAUUCCGUGUGAUGUCUCAAAUUUCUACAAUAUCUAAGAGUUAUAAUGGACUCUUUGAAAAGCGUUUAGAGACUUCAGACAAGCUUUGCAAUGAAUUAGUUUCUAUUCAAGAAGAAAUAGAAAAAGCUAAAAACGACUUGAUGCUGAAAAAAAUUAAAAAUAUGGACUUGGAAAUUCACCUGGAAGAACUGAAUAAGAACGAAGAGGAGAAAGAAAUGUCUGUGAUGGACUUUCUUCGCCAAAUGUCAAAGGAAAAGCCAAUCAGUCCAUCAAAAAGUCCACAACCCCCCGCGCAAAGUUCUCCCACGACAAGUCCCAAGAGAUCAAAUGAUUUGUCAAUAACUUCCGGAUAUACUAAAUAUAUGAAACUCAAGUCGUCUUUUCUGAAGAAAAAAGAAAACAAAACAAAAGACAAGAAAUCCGACGAGGAAAUGAGUCCUUCCAGUCAAAGCCCAAAAUCGAUAAAUAUGUCAAACUCAAAAAGUUUCCAUUUUCCUUAUACCCACAGUCCAAAAGAAAAAAAUUAUGACGACCGCAAACGACUUGUUGUCGGCUCAAUUAAAACUCUCUUUGAAAACAAAAAAAAGAGUCGCCGUUCACUCGACCCAAACUGCCAAUUCGAAAAAGACUGCUUGGACUCUGCUAAAACACAAAAGGACGACUGUUUAGAUACUUAUAUCUGUGUAAGGUCCCAAACACCAACUAUUAAGCCAGAAAUUCACUUGUAA